This is a messenger RNA of Trichoderma aggressivum f. europaeum, 1860 nucleotides long. RefSeq lists its product as uncharacterized. The record is from RefSeq and is a predicted model, not a curated record. Gene Ontology annotation, molecular function: zinc ion binding; oxidoreductase activity. The coding region runs from base 1 to 1860 and encodes 619 amino acids. NCBI's taxonomy places the organism in Eukaryota, Fungi, Ascomycota, Sordariomycetes, Hypocreales, Hypocreaceae. The transcript is spliced from 8 exons.
AUGGAAGGUCCGAGCAACAUCCGCACGAAAGCCUACGUUGUACUGGGCAAAGGCAAUCCGUUUACUCUCUGUGAUGUAGUCUUGGACGAGGUACAACCAAACGAGGUUCUAGUGGAGAUCUGUUACACAGGCAUAUGCCAUACCGAUGUCAUUGUCCAGCAUGGUGGCAUGCCAUUGGGAGGCUACCCGGCUGUGCUCGGGCACGAGGGAGCAGGCGUUGUGAGGUGGACAGGCUCCGCAGUCAAAGAUAAAUCUUUGAAGCCAGGAGACAGUGUACUGCUUUCAUUCCACUCCUGUCGCCAAUGUAGGUUCUGUCUCGAAGGCCGGUGUGGCACAUGUCCACACAUGACGGAGACCAACUUUGUCCGCCUUGCCCGUCGAGACGCUGGAGCAAAAUCACCGAUAUCACUCCUAGACGGCACAAAGGUUCAUGGCCAGUUCUUUGGGCAGUCCUCUAUGAGCAAGCUGGCUGUCGUCACAGAGGCGAGCGUAGUCAAGGUUGAUGCGAAGCCAGAAGAGCUCCGCACAUUACCUCCAUUGGGGUGUGGCUACCUGACAGGUGCUGGAACUGUAUUCAACGUGGUCAAACCCCGGGUUCAAGACUCUGUAGCCGUCGUGGGCAUGGGAGCCGUUGGGAUAGCGGCGAUGCUAGCUGCAAAGUCCCUCGGGGUGCGACAAGUCAUUGCUAUCGAUGUCGUUGAAGCCAAGUUGAAGUUGGCAUCCUCUCUGGGGGCGACACAUAUUGUCAACUCGGCAUUAGAGUCAAAUUUACAGGCCGCGCUUCAUACCCUUAUCCCGGGUGGUCCAGACAAGAUCAUAGACACAACCGGUCUGGUUGGGGUGCUCGAAGCCUCAGUGAAAGCCCUUGCUCAUGGUGGCACACUAGCUCUAGUGGGAGUUCCGGCUCCAACUACAACCUUGCAAAUCAAUGCCCUGGAUUUGCUGCUGUCGUGUAAACGAGUGAUUGGUGUCAUUGAAGGAGCCGCUGAUCCGCAUAUUCUAAUUCCUAAGCUUCUAGAGCUCUACCGGGAUGGAAAAUUCCCCGUCGACUGCUUGGCAAGGAUCUAUGCCCCGGAGCAACUUGAUGAGGCGAUCAGGGACUUGGAAUCGGGACUCAUUGUGAAGCCAAUCUUGUCGCUGCUGGCAGACAAAGUGUCUGUAAUUACGGGAGCCUCCUCUGGCUUAGGGCAAUCCAUGGCAUUGGAGUUUGCCAAGCAGGGCGCUACUGUCGUCUGUGCCGACCAAACACCUGGCUCCAACGAUGAGAAUGACAUGCUGAAGCUCAUCCGGGAUUCAACAAGUCAAUUUGGACGAAUCGACAUAAUGGUUAACAAUGCUGGCAUUGCCCCGGAGGCCUCUGAGCCGCGACCCAUCUGGGGAACGUCACUGCAAACGUUUGAACGAACUUGGGGGGUCAACAUGCGCGGUGUCUUUCUUGGUUGCAAAUAUGCUGGUAUUCAGAUGAUGAGCCAGGAGAGAAAUCGCGGAGACAGUAGGGCUGGCACUAUUAUCAACAUCGGAUCAAUACUCGGCGUGUUGGGGAAAGCAGGCACGCCUGCAUAUUCCGCCACCAAGGGGGCCGUAAUCGCCUUUACACGAGCAGUAGCUAUGGACUAUGCCCCGCACGGUAUCCAUUGCAACUCAAUUCUCCCAGGAUUCACGCGAACCGCGAUGAUCUCAGCAAUGACGGACAAUAUCGAAAUCGAGCGAGAAAUGACACAACGACACCCUCUCAAGCGACUUGGAGAACCACAGGAUAUCGCAAGUGCUGCUGUUUUUCUGGCUAGCAGCAUGUCAGAUGGGAUCACUAGCUUGAACUUGUCUUUGGAUGGUGGAUUACAUGGUCAACUAAGCGUGUGA